Molecule: messenger RNA, 8312 nt
Organism: Porites evermanni
Lineage: Eukaryota; Metazoa; Cnidaria; Anthozoa; Scleractinia; Poritidae
Source: the annotation of a GenBank genome assembly
AUGGCCUCCAGCAUUUUUCUGCUGCUAUGCGUUGUGACUUUAGUGGAACAGUCCUGUGGCCUCCCUUUACCUUACAAGGCUGGUAAGACGUUUACUUCGCAUUUCUACCAGUUUUUUUUAGAAUUUCAACGUCUUCGCUACUUCUAACGGUAUUUGUGGAAAAAAUAUUUCUUAACACAGCUAAGUGACUCACACUCCCAUAGUUUAGGCUCGUUGUUUUCUUGCCAAUUUUUGCACUUAUUUUCGACAAUUUUUACCCCGCAUAGUUUAAAAUGGUUCAUGUGAUAAUGAGUAAUGUAUGACUAAGAUGAUCCCAAAAUAAUGAUCCAGCGAACUUUCCACAUAACGGUCAAUAACGGAAACUUUUACGUGUUCCCUUCAAAAAUAGCUUUUUCUUUAGAAUAACAAUUUAUUGCUUAGCGAUACGAUUCCAAGAGAAAACCACAAAAUUAUCUGAAUCGAUUAUUAUUUGAAUUUAAUAUAUUUGAACUGCUGAGAAACAAAGGGAAGAUCAUUACAUAAAGAAAACCUGAAAAAAAAAAAACAGGCUUCCUGGGAUGCUGACCUCUGCGAUACCGGGGUAGCGCUCUCUAACCAACUGAAGUAGCAAUUCAGCAGGGAGCUGGUCAUUAAAUUCUUGGUUCAUAAUAUUUUCGGGGAACUGAUGAAGAUCAGUGAAAUGAUGAAUAUAUAUAUACGAGUUAUCGGACAUAGCUACAAUUCUCUAACAUACCUUUCAAUAGCGGCAAAAAUGGUGUUCAUCGAGUAAAUCACGGAAUGGUUUACUCAUGAAAUAUUUUCAACGCAUUUUCCAGCCGGUGAGAAGACCAUAAAAGAGAAGUACCAUGUGGCUGGAGCAGGGAACACAGCAAAUUCGAGCUUCAAGGAUUUGACUGGGAUAGCAGUUGAAAGCGUAUAUGGUCAUUUAGAAACUGGUAAGCUAAAUCCCUGUUAUAUUUUGGUAUAAAGAAUGUUCUUAGUGUGUAAGCCACAUUUCUGAAGAUGGGUAGUUGCAGAGGGAGAUGAAGAAAACGAACUUCAAGAAGGUGUUGUCUGCGAACGGGCAAUACAGUAUCAAAAUGCCCUAUAAGUGUUAUAUAAGAAAUUGGAUUGGUACCAGAAUUUUAGCCAUUACCGUUUUUAGAAAGAUUUUCUCAACCAAUGAAAGAGAAAAAUGUCAAGAACUGUCACAAACGAUGCGAAGAUGGACUAACUUUUUAAAAGCUUUUCUUAGGUUGGGGUGAAAAGAGAAUGUUAUAAUUAUCAAGCGUGCCCUUGCAUUGCAUUAGCAGAUGAAAAUGUGAUUUGUCACAAACAAUGUGAUGUAGGACUAACUUUUUAAAAGUUUCCCUAAGGGUAUCCUUAAAGAAAAUAUUAUUAUCAGUAAGCAUGCCCUUACGCUUUCCUAGCAAAUACAAUGUUAGGUUCAGGGUCCAAUGUCGAGUAAUUUGUAGCAUCUGGGUUGGUCGGAAAUGACUCCAGUGCCGAUGGCUGCUCAUACAAAGCUUGUUAAUCAACCACUUACAAUACAAAUACAGAGGUUGACCGAUCGAUGCGUUUGGUUCGAUCUGUUUAUUAAUCGCUUAAUGCCAGCCUCAGCCGCGAAUCGAAAUUGUUAUUUUGAAGAAGCCAGAUGAAAAUAUUUAUUCAAGUAAUUUUGCUGAAAGGUUUAAAUCAAAAAAGCAAUAAAUAGGAAAUAAAAGAAAAAUAAAUAAUGAAAAGGAAGGGAAACUCUAUAGUAGCGUUAUCGGCUUUUGAUAAAUAGUGUGCUAAUAUUCCACUGCAAAUCUUGCGAUCUUUUUGGCCGAACCAUUCACUAUAUCCAUGGAAAAGUCGAUAUAAAUGAUUUUUUUUAAAUGGCGGAUGGGGGUAAAUAAGUUUUUCGCUUAGCUAAUAAGAGGGGAUUUAUAAACAUUGAGUUGCCGGAUUUCCAACACACUACUAUUCUAAAAUCAAAGUUCUGAUAAGUAAAAUAGAUCAGAGCACGUUAUCUUCUUUCCUCAGAGAUUUCAGUCCUCACGUGUUUGAGUAACAAAGAGGUUAAAGGGAGCAUUGAAGGAAGGCAGAAAAAAAAUAUAGCAAAGAAUUAUUUUAUCAAUUUUUCACCCAGCAGAAGCGAACUAGAGUUUAAAACGCUAUCAGCGUGGGAUCAGUUACACAUAUUAGAUUAACUUUAAACCUGAGCUGACCUUAACACGAAACAUUCUAAGGCGUAUUUUCAUACUGCCCAAUGGCAUUUGAACAAUAAGUGCUUAUAUUUACCGGAAAAUAAAUACACCGAAGACAUGCUUUUGCAGAAUUUUUGAGCAGUUUACUAAGAAGCUAGAAGGUCAAAGUCUUGAUUUUUAAUCUCUAUCGGCUAUGAUUAGCUGCCUCCUUACAAGGGCCUCGAACGUAAUCAAAUAUCAACCCUAUCGAAAUCUUGAGUUCAUCUUCUAGUUGUUAAAUAUUACUACUGGAUAAUAACAUCAUAUAAUAAAAAGCUUUAUUUUAACAGUAGUUUAUACUAGUUAUAAAGCAGAUUUAUUCAGAGGUCGCUUUAAUUGUGAAAGAUUUAAAACUUCGCUUAUACUAAGCGAAAGAAAACGGCGGCGACUUCUCGGAUAUAAACAAAAUCAAAAACAACAACAGCACAGCAUGAAACGUUUUUUCUAUGUCAAUAUUGGUUCGAUAACUGUCAUAGUCAAAUCUUUUUGGUAAAGUUAGGCCCGCCGGUUCAAACACCGAACUGUUCAUGAGCUGAACCUAAUUCGAAUGAAAGCCGACCCAAAUUGCUCAGACCGGCUGAAUUGAUUCAGAUGCCGAUCUUCAUUCCAGCUAAACUUUAAAAAGGAGAAAUAAUGAUUGUUUGGUCAAAUGUUUUGCGGAAUACGUCAUAAAAAUUGAUGGAUUAGGUUCGGAACAUGAGAAGGGUCGGUGUCUGCAUUAAAGCCAUUCCAGUGUUGCUUCAAAGAAGAAAUUGCCGAUCUUUCCACUGUUGAAAUAGGCGUUCCUUAUUGAUUCAAACACCGAACGUUUCAUGUAUAUGAAACCGGGCCUUAGUUAACCUUCCUUGGUUGUUCAUAGUUAAUCGAGGACAUUGAUUAUAAAAGGUCCAGUUUAUGUUGGAAGCUUGUUAACGGUACACAAUCCUUAAAUUCUACUAAACGUUCUGCACUUUCUAAGAAGAAGUCUGACGGGCUUCUUAGCCAUUCCACUCUGUUAACUAUACUUCAAAUGGUUGAAGCAACAGGGAACAUCGUUAAAGGGUGAACAUUUCAGAUUUAGUUACAAUAAAAAGUCUGCAAGUGUUCUUAUUAUGUUGGAUCAACACAUUUCCUAGUGUUUCAAUUCAUGGUCGGUAUAUCAGAAAAAAAAACACACACACGGAGAUACAAUUUGCGCUUCUUCGCUUUCUGGAUCAUAACCAACGCUGCAUUCAAACUGUCGGGCAUCCAAACUAUACUAACACUGGAAUAGAAAAACCACACAGGCACACACACAAAAACAAAUACACUGAGCAAAUACACUUUUAUGUGGGGGGUAGGGGGCAGGGGCUGCGGGAGCCCGGGAGAAAAGGGGGUGGGAGGGGUACGGGAGACGGGAGAAGAAAGGGCGGCAAGCGCAAGAGAAAUUCAAAAAUGCGAGCUUUCGUUAUUUGUUACUGCUUACAUCCAGUCAAAGAAACGAACCCAACAACGUUUUUCGACUUCUAUUUAACAUUCUCCGAGGCUUAAAGAAAAAUUUCAUAGGCGAGAAAAGUCAAAAAACGAAAAUUCGUAAUCGGGAUAAAAAAAAAAAAACACCAUUACUUCCAGUGAAAUUGGAAACCUUUCCAAGUCGCUUACAUCAUAGUUCAUGAAUGAGAUGGCAUGACAAUGUAGGCGUGUGUCGACUGUGUCAGUCGUGUCAGUGUCUCUUCGGUCUCGCUAGCUUUCGAAAUUCUCCGUAAGAACGACAAAUCGAGUCAGGUAAAAUGUCGUCAAAGACCAUUUUGAUCGAUCUCAGUAUUUUUGGGUGUGGCGGGGAAAAAUCCGUCCAUGGAAGACCUUACUAGAGUUCGCUCCGUACGACUGUAGUUCACAAAACACUGAAGAUUUUGCUGCGUGGUGCAAACUUGAGUCGAAGGAAUGCCGCUUCAAUGAUCGCGCUGGAGAGUGCGGAGUGGUUCGAUUUACAACACAAUUUUUUUAUUUUACAAUUUUAAGGCCAAAGCACUCCCUAUUGGAAUCGGGAGUCAAACAGAAAACACAAUAAAGGGCGGGAGUCGGGAGACAAAGGGACAAAAAAGUACGGGAAGCAGGAGAACGGGGUACGGGAAGCGGGAGAUUGUGACCUCCCCGUCCUUCCCCCUUUUAUUGAUGGGCGCAUUCUUGUUAUAAAGUCAUUUGCACAAAACGACAGAGUUGAAAUUACAUGUCGUUUACUAUAAAAUAAAUAAAUGUAGUAUGGAAAUUCCCAUAAUUUGCUCCGCCUUCAUCGCUAUGCAAUCAUCUAUAAUCCAUGAUACUUAAUUAUGAAGCUUUAACCAAUUCAGCCAAAAUAUUUCCAACUUACUACUUUUUGAUUUCCUAUGAGUAAGGUAUAAGUAAGGUAACAGUGAGACAAUUUUUUGCUCCAAGUUAUUUUUAACAAUUAUUCGCCGAAGGAGAAGUUAAUGUUGUUGAAUAAUCCCCGAGACAAAAUCGAGGGGAUUAUUAAAAAAUAUUAACUGAGUUUCAGGUGAAUAAUUAUUUUAGUAUAUACACACGAAGUGAUCUCAGCAGAAUCGGAAAGGAAAUCAUUAAAAAAAAAACGAUUACUUUGAUUGACUGGUGAAUUCAUGCGUGAACAUGUGGCUGUAUAAAACAGUAGAUGCGCAAAAGUUAGAUCUGUACAGUAUCUUUAAACAAGAAAAAUUAUAGUUUUAAUCUUUUUCUAAGCUUUAGCAUCAGUGGUUUAAAAGAAAACUAUUCUGUUCUAUUAAAUGACUAUUUCUUCUGAGAAGAAACGCAGAGCUUUAUUUGCGUCCGUCAACUCACCUUGAAUGAGAAUUUUUUUGUCGCUUCUUGCGAAUGCUUUGAAUAGCGGCCACGACCGAGGUUACUGUUGCUUAUCUGAAGUGUUCUUUGCCUUGUUAACUUGUUGGCGCUGAGCAAAAUUUUCGAAAAUGUUUUCUUCCAUUUCUCGCCAUAAAUAAACUGCUAUUUAUAGGCGAAUCUGGUCUUGUAAGGAAAUCCCGAGCUCACAAUACAGUGACAAAGCAGUCUCGUUAAUUUUGCUCUGUAGUGGUAAACAUUGCUUCGAGAGUAUAAAAAGUCAGCUGCAGUAGAUUACUUCACAAUGAAUCGCGCUGUUCAAACACUAUGAAGUCCUUUUUUACCUUCAGAAUCAGCAACACUAGGAUAUUCCUGUAUUUUACUCUAAAACUUUGGCAAAACAUCCAGUUUUAAUACGACAGCGAUUUUGUUUUGCUUUAUAUUCACCGCCUAGCGCGGUGAAUAUUUAACAAUUAUUCCUCGAGCCCCAAUGGGCUCUGAGUCAAUAGCCCAUGAGGCCGAAUGGGCUAUUGACUCAGAGGCCAUGAGGGCGAGAGGAAUGAUUGUUUUAGUAAAAUCCAACUAGUUGGUCAAAAAUAUCGGGAAAAAAAAUUUUUGAGCUAGUUAAAGCUAGACUUUAAUCCUUUCUUGCCGCAAAAAGGUAGUGGGCUAUAACAUAUUAGUAAAAUCCAACUAGUGGGCUAUUUUCAAUGUUGCGUUCUGAUUGGUUGAGUUACUACUAGGCUAUAUGUUGUAGCCUACUAGUAGCGAAAAGCGCGCGCUUUUUGGCGGCAAUAAACGAUUAAUUCUAGCUUUAAGUAGCUAAAAUUCUUUUAUUCCUUCGGCCUCACGGGCUAUUGACUCAGAGCCCAUUCGGGCUCGAGGAAUAAUUGUUAAUAACCUAGUAGUAGCUCAACCAAUCAGAACGUAGCGUUGAUAACAGACCACUAGUUGGAUUUUACUAAAACGUCAUAGUUCGAGAUAGCGAACCAAUCAGAUUGCUUGAAUAACCAAGAUCACUGAGUGUGUAUAUACUAAAAAACCUAAACGUUAAAACAUCAACAACAAAAAAAUCAAAGAUUAUAUACAAACACGUUAAAAAAAUUAAAAAUGUAUUUUUUAGGGAAAUUAUAUACAGAAAACGAAGACGAGGAUGCUGCUGUUGAGAACGGAGAAGAUGAUGACGAAAGCAGCGAGGAUAGUGGUGACGAGGACGAUGGCGAUGAUGAUGACAGCGGUGAUGAUGAUGACGAUGGUGAUAAUGACGAUAGCGGAGAUAAUGAUGAUGAAGACGACAGUGGUGAUAAUAAUGAUGAUGAGGAUGACAGUGGAGAUGAUGAUGACGACAGCGGAGAUGAUGAUGAUGACGAUGAGGAGGGAGACGACAGUGGAGAUGUUGAUGACGACGAUGAUGAAGACGACAGCGGAGAUGAUGAUGGUGAUGACGAUGAUGGUGAUGACGACGACGAUGACAGCGGUGAUGAUGUUAAUGAAGACGAGGACAGUGGUGAUGGUGAUGACGAUGAUGAUGGCGACGACGACAGCGGAGAUGAUGACGACGAUGAUGAUAGCGACGACGACAGCGGUGAUGAUGAUGACGACGAUGAUGAAGACGACAGCGGUGAUGAUGAUGACGAUGAUGAUGGGGAUGAUAGCGGUGAUGAUGAUGACGAAGACGACAGCGGUGAUGAUGAUGAUGAUGACGAUGACGACGACGACAGCGGUGAUGAUGACGAUGAUGAAGACGACAGCGGAGAUGAUGAUGGUGAUGAUGAUGAUGACGACGACAGCGGUGAUGAUGAUGAUGAUGAUGAGGAUGAUAGCGGAGAUGAUGAUGACGAUGACGACGACGACGACAGCGGUGAUGAUGACGAUGAUGAUGAAGACGACAGCGGAGAUGAUGAUGACAAUGAGGAUAGCGACGACGACAGCGGUGAUGAUGACGAUGAUGAUGACGACGAUGACAGCGGUGAUGAUGAUGACGAUGAUGAUGAGGACGAUAGUGGUGAUGAUGAUGACGAUGAUGAUGAGGACGAUAGUGGUGAUGAUGAUGACGAAGACGAUAGCGAUGAUGAUGAUGAUAAUGACGAUGACGACGACGACGACGACGACGACGACGACAGCGGUGAUGAUGACGAUGAUGAUGAAGACGACAGCGGAGAUGAUGAUGGUGAUGAUGAUGACGACGACGACAGUGGUGAUGAUGAGGAUGAUGAUGAUAAUGACGAUAGCGGAGAUGAUGAUGAUAAUGAUGAUGAAGACGACAGUGGUGAUGAUGAUGAUGACGACGACGACGACAGCGGUGAUGAUGACGAUGAUGAUGAAGACGACAGCGGAGAUGAUGAUGGCGAUAAUGAUAGCGACGACGACAGUGGUGAUGAUGAUGAUGAUGAUGACGACGAUGACAGCGGUGAUGAUGAUAACGGUGAUGAUGCGGACGAUAGCGGUGAUGAUGAUGACGAAGACGAUAGCGGUGAUGAUGAUGAUGACGAUGACGACGACGAUGACGACGACAGCGGUGAUGAUGACGUUGAUGAUGAAGACGACAGCGGAGAUGAUGAUGAUGACGACGACAGUGGUGAUGAUGAGGAUGAUGAUGAUGAUGACGAUAGCGGAGAUGAUGAUGAUGAUAAUGAAGACGACAGUGGUGAUGAUGAUGAUGAUGAUGAUGAUGAUGAUGAUGACGACGACGACAGCGGUGAUAUUGAUGCAGACGAUGAUGACGGAGACGACAGUGGAGAUGAGGAAGACGACGACGACGACAGCGGUGAUGAUGAUGAUGAUGACGACGAUAGCGGAGAUGAUGAUGACGAUGACAGCGAAGAUGAUAUUGAUGAUGAUGUUAACGACGACAGCGGUGAUGAUGAUGACGAUGGUGAUGAAGGCGACAGUGGUGAUGACGAUGAUGACGAUAGCGGUGAUGAUGAUGAUGAUGAUGAUGAUGACGAUGGUGAUGAAGGCGACAGUGGUGAUGACGAUGACGACGACAGCGGAGAUGAUGAUGACGAUGAUGAUGACGACGAUGAUGAUGGAGACGACGACAGCGGUGAUGAUGAUGACCAUGAGGGUGACGAUAGCGCAGAUGAUGACGAUGAUGAUGAAGACGACAGCGGCGAUGAUGAUGAUGAUGAUGACGACGACGAUAGCGGAGAUGAUAAUGACGAUGAUGAUGGCGACGUCGAGAGCGGUGAUGAUGACGGCGAUGACGAUGAAGAAGACAGUGGCGAUGAUGAUGGUGAUGACGGAGUUGACGACAACGGAGAUGAUAAUGGCGAGGAAGGAGAUGAUGACGACAGCGGUGAUGACAAUGAUGAU